This is a messenger RNA of Oreochromis niloticus (Nile tilapia), 5094 nucleotides long. Its product is annotated as extracellular calcium-sensing receptor. Gene Ontology annotation, molecular function: G protein-coupled receptor activity. The record is from RefSeq and is a predicted model, not a curated record. Gene Ontology annotation, biological process: G protein-coupled receptor signaling pathway. The coding region runs from base 1558 to 4179 and encodes 873 amino acids. Gene Ontology annotation, cellular component: plasma membrane. NCBI's taxonomy places the organism in Eukaryota, Metazoa, Chordata, Actinopteri, Cichliformes, Cichlidae. The transcript has 10 exons.
UACAGUUCAUGGUGAAGCUAAAACUUGCAUAAAUAUUUGAUAUAAAUAAAUGUAUUAAAAUGCAUAAAUAGUUGUGUUUAAAAUCAGUUACUUUAAAACAUAAUUUCAUGGAAUGUGAAUGUCUUUAAAAAGAGAAGAGGUUUAAAAAUUAUUUUCUUACGCUACGUUACGUGAGUUCAUGACCUUGAGUUUUUUUCACUUCCGGGAGAAGACUCGAGAACAAGAGAGGAGAAAAGGAGUAAUGUGCAAAUGGCGUAGACAGAGCAAAGACUCCGGGACUGCGUAUGUCGCCAAUGUUGAAGUUGUUCGGCAACAACAAAACAACAGACUGUGGACUUUCCGGUAACUAUUCGGAGCGUUUGAGUUGGACUUUCCGUAUCCAUUUGUGCUGGGUGAACACGAGGCAAGUUUGGUUACGUUAGCUAGCCGGAGCUAGGCUAACGCCACGGUCCUUGCUGAAGGAGAUACCGCCUGAACGGACAGAAGGAGUUUUGAGAGUCGUCUCGGGUGAGAGUCGUCUCGGGAGAGAGUCGUUGACGGAGGACGAUUCGCUACUACCGAGGGAACCGGAGAUUCGUUGCUCGCUGCUGCGAGCGGAGACGGUUGCUACCGCAACGAGCGAGUGAUUCAUCGGAUGCGGCCAAGACUUCACGGAUACACGGAGUAAGCAAUCAGGGAACCGACAAGCAUGACGCAGAUGUUGACUCUGACUGGUGCGCUGUAACAUAUCCGGCCAGAGGAAAGGUAAAUCGAGAAAACUGCACCUACAUAGGCCUGUGGGCGCUUGCAGGUUUAUACUACUAUUGCGGUGAGUACAAACUAUACGUCAGAAUCCCUAGCGGGACUUCUGGCCUGUUUGCCAUGGUAUGUGUCGGGGCACCUUUAGUUUUAGUGGGUGAAAAAUGGGUGCGACUGGGUAAACCCGGCAUUGCCCAAUUAACAGCAAGGUGCAGACGCCAUGUUUCGAGGAAGCGCUCGACAGGCUCAUUUGACCUUUCUGUGGGUUCACCAACGUAUAUAGAUGCUAUUGGAGAAGUAGGGCAAGGUCGCAGCCAUGCCAGAGCUGAGAAAGAUGUGUUGCAGUUAAUACACAAUAAACUCUACUGAAUUCCCUUUGAAACACUGUUGUUUAGACUAGAGUGGGAAAGCUUCUAAUUAAAUUAAAGAUUCGUGGCAACGUGUCAUGCAGGACACAGCUCCCUUUUAGAAGUAUUGUGUAGGAGAAUAAAGUGUGAAAUGGUGUUUUGUCUUCCAUCGGAAGCCUAUGAGGAAUCAAAAGAACCUGGUGAAGUGUUGAUAAUUAACAGUUACUGGAAUCCAAAGCAACAGUUUUUGAACAUUAACCUUUUUUACAAAAUGUGUAAUAUUGCUAAGAGCUUGGAUUUUUCACAAUAUCUGCUGAUGUAGCACAGUUGUUAUGAAACGUCUAUUAUGCCCGUCCCACAUUACUGUCCAUGCCCUGGUGGGUGUGGAUCAAAAAGUGAUGAAAGGGGUUGGCAUAGGCUUCUAUAUAAAAUCAAGGAGCCAUGAAUACAAAUAAAAAAGAAUGAGGCAGUUAUGGGGAGCUUUCUUGUCAGAUAUUUGCUUAUGUUUAUCUGUCUGAUAAUGAUUUUGUUGUCUUCCUUUUUGGAGUCUUCCUUUCCACCUUCAUCCUGUAAAUUGCAAAAGACAUUUAAUCUCAAUGGCAUGCACAAGCCUGGGGAUGUAAUUCUGGGAGGGUUAUUUGAAGUCCAUUACAGUUCUGUAUUCCCUAAGCGGACAUUCACCUCAGAGCCAGACCAGCCUAGCUGCCAUGGAUUUGACACCCCUGGAUUCAGACAUGCCAUGACCAUGGCCUUUGCUAUUGAUGAGAUUAACAAGAAUUCAAAGCUACUUCCUAAUGUGACUCUGGGAUACAGUCUUUAUGACAACUGUGCUACACUUGAUAUUGGGUUUAGUGCAGCAUUGUCAUUAGCCAGUGGUCAAGAGGAGCAAUUUAGGCUUCUGGAGAACUGUUCAGGGACCCCUUCAGUUGUGGGAAUUGUGGGUGAUCCUUUCUCCACAUUUUCUAUUGCUGCCUCAAGUGUUCUUGGUUUAUUCAAGCUUCCUAUUGUGAGUUAUUUUGCCACUUGCUCCUGUCUGAGUGAUCGACAGAGGUUUCCAUCCUUCUUUAGAACAAUCCCAAGUGAUGCUUUUCAGGUCCGUGCUAUGAUUCAGAUUCUAAAACACUUUGGCUGGACAUGGGUAGGUCUGCUAGUCAGUGAUGAUGAUUAUGGACUCCAUGUUUCCAGAACCUUCAAGUCAGACUUUCUUCAGUUAAGUGGAGGUUGUUUGGCCUACUCAGAGAUUUUGCCUUGGGAAGAUCAUCCAAAUGAAUACAAGAAAAUUGUGGAUCUGAUGGCCAGAUCCACAGCUCGUGUUGUCAUUGUAUUUGCACAUCAAAUACACCUGAUUCAUCUCAUGACAGAGGUGGUGAAACAAAAUGUGACAGGCUUGCAGUGGAUUGCCAGUGAAGCUUGGACAUUAGUUGGUGGACUCCAUACCCCUGAAUUUAUGCCAUUCCUUGGUGGAACACUAGGCAUUGCCAUCCGACGAGGAGAAAUACCAGGCUUUAGAGACUACUUGUUAAAAAUUAAUCCUGAAGAACAGAACAGUGAAAACAACAUGGUGAAGCAGUUUUGGGAAGAUACAUUUCACUGUAGAUUUUUAGCAGACUGGUUGGAAGAUGGUGGGACAGUUUGCACUGGAGAAGAAGAGCUUAGGAAUGCCGAGACUGAACUUUUGGAUGUGACUGAACUCAGGCCCGAGUAUAAUAUUUAUAAAGCUGUGUAUGCUCUUGCACAUGCCCUUGAUGACAUGCUGCACUGUGUUCCAGGGAGAGGACCUUUUAUUGGGCACAGCUGUGCUACUUUGCAAAAAUUAGAGCCAUGGCAGCUGAUGUAUUACUUGGAAAAAGUCAACUUCACAACUCCAUUUGGUGAUCAAGUAUUUUUUGAUGAGAAUGGUGAUGCCUUACCUAUCUAUGAUAUCAUGAACUGGCUGUGGCUCCCUGAUGGAAGCACUAAAGUUCAGAAUGUGGGUGAGGUUAAGAGGUCAGUUUUCAAAGGUGAAGAACUCACACUUGAUGAAAACAAAAUCUUCUGGAACUUUAAAUCAAACGAGCCACCUACAUCAGUUUGCAGUAAAAGCUGCCCUCCAGGAACACAUAUAGCAAGGAAGCGGGGAAAGCCUGUGUGUUGCUUUGACUGCAUCCCUUGCUCUGAGGGAAAGAUCAGCAAUAACACUGACUCCUUAGAGUGCACCAGUUGUCCAGAGGACUUCUGGUCAAGCCCCCAGCGAGAUCACUGUGUUCUUAAGAGAACAGAGUUCCUCUCCUACCAUGAGCCCCUGGGAAUAUGCUUGACAACCACCUCACUGCUGGGCACAUUUAUCUGUACUGUUGUUUUAGGAAUUUUCACAUAUCAUCGCAGCACACCUAUGGUGCGUGCAAACAAUUCAGAAUUGAGCUUUCUGCUUUUAGUGUCACUUAAGCUGUGUUUCCUGUGUUCACUGUUAUUCAUCGGAAGACCCAGACUUUGGACAUGCCAACUGAGACAUGCAGCAUUUGGGAUCAGCUUUGUGCUGUGUGUCUCAUGUAUCCUGGUGAAAACGAUGGUUGUUCUGGCUGUGUUCAAAGCCUCCAAGCCAGGAGGGGGAACCAAUCUUAAGUGGUUUGGCGCUAUACAGCAGAGAGGAGCAGUUCUGGUUCUUACUUCCAUUCAAGCUGCAAUCUGCACUGCCUGGCUUGUCUCUUCCUCUCCAACUCCACAUAAAAACACCCAAUACCACAAUGACAAGAUAGUGUAUGAGUGUGCAAUUGGGUCUACAAUUGGCUUUGCAGUGUUACUGGGUUACAUUGGCGUGCUGGCUAUCCUUAGCUUUCUGCUAGCAUUUCUAGCUAGGAAUCUUCCAGACAACUUCAACGAGGCCAAAUUCAUCACAUUCAGCAUGCUGAUCUUCUGUGCAGUGUGGGUGGCCUUUGUGCCUGCUUAUGUAAAUUCUCCUGGCAAAUAUGCAGAUGCAGUAGAAGUAUUUGCCAUCUUGGCCUCAAGUUUUGGGCUAUUGGUGGCACUGUUUGGACCCAAAUGUUACAUAAUUCUGCUGAAACCAGAGAGGAACACAAAAAAUGCAAUUAUGGGCCGAGAAACCACCAAGCCAUAAAAACAACAUCUGUAGUAUAUUGAGUAAAAAUAUAUUCAUAUUAAUGCAGCCAUAAUUUGUCCUUUUAAAUGUUUUCAUACAAUUUUACACAUUAGUAUUGUUUUCAUCGGAUUUGCUUUUACUGCACACAAUACAUUUAGAAAAACAUAUAAUAAUUAACUCCUUAUUUGUUUGUCAUUCUCUUUGGGAGUCAUUACAGUCUCAAAGUCCUUAUAGUAGCUUUUCCAUAGUCCAACAUGUUGCCAAGAAAAAUUAUAACUAAAAUUUCCCUUUAUUUGUACUAUAACAAGUACCCAUGCAUAGCUCCCACAUCAUUGAAAACAUCUCUGAAUAUCUGUCAGUGCACAACAUUACUGGUGCUGUGUGUCAAUUUUGGCUGCUGCUUAGCUUUUUAUGUAAACAUCUGCCAUCUUCAUGGUCAGAAAGAAGUGCAGUAACCUCUUGUUUAAUGUCUCUGAUGGUAUUAUAAUAGUUAACUGGUUGAAUACUUCACAGCUUUUAUCAAGCAAACUUAUUAUGGUCUACAGCAGGGGUGUCGAACUCCAGGCCUCGAGGGCCGGUGUCCUGCAGGUUUUAGAUAUCACCCUGGGUCAACACACCUGAUUCCUCUGGAGAAUUUCAAGACAUGUUGAGGAGGUAAUUUAGCCAUUUAAAUCAGCUGUGUUGGAUCAAGGACACAUCUAAAACCUGCAGGACACCGGCCCUUGAGGCCUGGAGCUUGACACCUGUGGUCUACAGCAAUAUAUACUGAUAUAGAUGACAGAUAUAUAUCUGUCAGUAUGGCCUUUUCAAAGAAGAGAACCUAUUGUCACAGAAUUCACAUAUGCUUUGAUUUUAGAAAAAGAUGACUAUAUCAAAACGUUACUCCUUUUCACCAUUUUAAAUGUACAUUUUCAACAAUGAAAAAUGUUAAUA